AAGAAAACGUCUUUCCCGAUAUGUCAGUGUAUCUUUAGAUAAAGCAUUUGUUUAUUUUUUAAAAACUCAUUUUGUAUGUUUCAAUGGAAAAUUUACUAAGAAAUGUGUUGCUGAGUCGGAAAAUAAUAACAACAGUAAAAAUAUGCCGUAGAAAUUUACUUAAACAUUCUAUAAAUCAUGUUUUAGGAAAAAAGGUAUUAGACCGAUACAUGCGGUUACCUUUACCCUGUAAUAAGGUUUUGGCCACAUACGUUUGGAUUGAUGGCUCUGGAAUCAACAUGCGUUCGAAAGACAGAGUUAUGAACUGUGCUCCUUAUUCCCCAGAACAGGCUCCCUUAUGGACAUUUGAUGGCAGUUCAACCGGACAAGCUAAGGCGAAUAAUUCAGACACGACCUUAAAGCCUGUGGCAGUUUACAGAGAUCCAUUUCGAUGCGACCCUCACGUAUUGGUGUUAUGUGAGGUGUACUAUGGCGAUGGAACACCAGCUGCGACAAAUCAUAGAAAAUUUUGUAAUGAUUUGUGUGUUUAUCAUGCAGCACACGAACCAUGGUUCGGCUUAGAACAAGAGUAUACUAUGCUUGAUGUAGACGGGUGGGGUCUGGGUUGGCCUAAGGGGGGCGGUUUCCCUGCUGUAAAAUAUCAGUAUUCAUAUUGUGGCGUAGGAGCAAAGUACGUUGCGGGAAGAGACAUAGUUGAAGCUCACACGAAAGCCUGUUUGUAUGCUGGACUAGAUUUUGAAGGAACCAAUGCAGAAGUUAUGUUCGGUUGCUGGGAGUGGCAAAUUGGUACUUCAGUAGGUAUAAAAGCUCCCGAUGAUUUGUGGAUGUCGCGCUAUAUCAUGGCCAGAGUUGCGGAAGAUCACGGUGUUGAUAUAACAUAUCAUCCUAAGCCUAUGGGGCAGUUACAUCCUGGCGUUGGUUUGCACCACAAUAUGAGCACUAAAGGUAUGCGUUCUGAUGGUGGAUUCAAGAUUAUUGAAGAAUCUUUAAAGAAAUUGGAGACUAACCAUAUGAAGCACAUCAAACAGUAUGGUAACGAUGAAGCUACCAACAGACAACGUUUAACAGGUAAAUUUGAAACGGCAUCGUUCGAUAAGUUCUCGUGGGGAUUUGCUGACAGAAAAGCAUCAAUUCGGUUGCAAAGAAAUACAAAAGAAAAGGGGAAAGGUUUUAUAGAGGAUAGAAGGCCUGCUGGUGAUUGUGAUCCGUAUUUGGUUUGUGGGCUACUCCUGGAGACGUGCUUAGGCCCAGCUGGAACGAAAAAGGCAGGAAAACCUGUAUGCCCACCAACUAAAUAAAUUACUCUUUUAACAUCUGAGAUGAAUAAGCACACAAUUCAGAAAUUUAAAGUAAAUUCUCAUUAACUUUAUCACGACUUAACGUCAAAUUUGUUAAUUACAAUAAUAAUAAUGUUAACAUAAAAGUUAAUAGUUCAGCCUUUUAUAAAAAAAUUGUUAACAUUUAUAUUGUUUAAUUUUAUAAAUAAAACAAGUUUCUUCGAAAAAACUACGUAUUUACAAAAACACACACAGUUCUAAUAUUAAUAGUUACAUAAAUUGGAUGCUUUGUCUAUGUCGUUAUCAUUAAAAUUGCACCAAAUUUAGCA
Bombyx mori (domestic silkworm) is the source of this 1606-nucleotide messenger RNA. RefSeq names its product glutamine synthetase 1, mitochondrial. Gene Ontology annotation, molecular function: glutamine synthetase activity. Gene Ontology annotation, cellular component: cytoplasm. The record is from RefSeq and is a predicted model, not a curated record. The coding region runs from base 84 to 1298 and encodes 404 amino acids. The transcript has a single exon. Lineage: Eukaryota; Metazoa; Arthropoda; Insecta; Lepidoptera; Bombycidae.